GAGACAAGGCAGUGAAAUAAUAACACAUAUUGCGUGAUGUAUUUACUUGCCUUAAAAAUAAUACUAUUGGCUUGAUAGUUUCAAUAAAUAGCUGUACAAAUUGCUAAUAAACAAAUAAAAAAAGUAUAAAAACAAGUGAGUGAUUAGUCAUUAGACCAAAAAAGUAAAACAAGUUGCAACAAAACAAUAUAAUUAAUAAAAAAUAAAUAUAAUAAAGUAAAAAGACAAAGAAACAAAUCAAUUAAUUUAAUUAAUUAAUUUAUUUAUUUAUACUACAUAAAUAGUAUUGACAAAAGAAAAAUACAAUUAAAAAAUUAGUGCACCAAAAAGUGUCUAUUUGUGUAUUAGAAAAAUAAUUAAAAAAUGGUUCUAAGUAAACAUGCAAGACAUUAUCGACGAGGCAUAUCAUUAACAAGACGUGUUGCAGAUACAUUAACAACAAGUCCCACUAAUGGUACUGAUAAUUUACGUAAAAUAUUGACAAAAUCAAAAAGUACCAUGCAAAAUAUGCAAAAUCAAUCGAAAUUAUUCGGACAAUUCAAGGCUCAUCUUGGAAAAUUUGAGUAUAAUAAACAAUUACAGCUUGUUGUCAAUAAAUAUUGGACAAAUAUUGUGCAAAAAAUUACUUAUCCUGGUUUGGAAAGUAUCAGAACAUUUUCAGGUGAUGAUAGUAUUAACAAUAAAAAAAUCCAAAUAGAUCAGGAUGAUAAAAUUGAACUAGAUAAAAAUGUACAAAACUCAUCUAAAAUUGAUCAAGAAAAUAAAACGACAAUAGCAAUUCAAUCAUCAUCAUCAAAUAAAAAUGUAUUAAAUGAUGCAACAACAACAAUAACAACAUCAGCUCCAAAUUCAACUUUAUCAAAUCAAAUGUAUCAAAAUACAAGAGAUUCAAUAAUGGCACUUCCACAAGUAUUUAAUGAUUUAAUUAUUAAAUUAACUGAUAAUGGAAAUAAAGAAUCAUCAUCAACAACAAACACUGUACCAAAAUGGAAAACAAAUAUUAUUAAUCAAAUUAAUGAUGAAAAUAAUAUAAAUAAAAAUAUAUCAGAAAAUAGUAUUGUAUCAAGAACAAAACAUGUAUUAAAUAGUAUUGUAACUGCUGAAUCAUUAUCAUCAAAAGCCAAAAGAAUUGAAGAUUUUUUAUCUCACAUUGAUCAGUAUCCUGAGGCAAGACAUCAUGCAAUUAAAGAAGGAGCUAUUAGAAUUUUCCUCAAGGCUCGUCAAAAAACCAACAAUAAAGAAAUUCAAGCUGGAAUUAGAGAGGGUCUAGCAGUCUUGGGAUAUAUUGAACCUGUCUCACGUCGUGGUAUAAGAAUUUUGUCAAUUGAUGGUGGUGGUAUGAGAGGUCUUUUGGUAUUAGAAAUGUUGAAGAAACUUGAAGAGUUAACUGGACAAAAAGUACAUGAAAUGUUUGACUACAUGUGUGGUGUCAGUACUGGAGCAAUUUUAUCAGCAACAUUUGCUUUUGAUAAGGAAAUUUUUAUAAAUGGUGGACACAAGAAAAAAUCAUUAAAUGAAAUAUCUGAAGUUUACAAAGAAUUAAGUACAAAAAUAUUUACUCAAGGUGCUUUAAAAGGUACCAGUAAUCUUGUUUGGAGUCAUGCUUAUUAUGACACAGCAUUGUUGGAGGAAUUAUUGCAAGAACAUUUGGGAGACAAAGAUUUAAUAAAAACAUUACGUGAUCCAAAUUCACCAAAGUUUUCAGCAAUUGCAUCAAUAUUUGAUCAUGUUCAUACAAUGGCAUAUAUAUUUAGAAAUUAUACAUUGCCAGCAAGUGUUGAAAGUCAAUAUAUGGGAUCACAUAGACAUAAACUUUGGGAAGCAGUUAGAGCAUCAGCAGCAGCACCAACAUAUUUUGAAGAAUUUAAACAUGGUAAUUUUGUAUUAUCUGAUGGUGGAAUUAUGGUUAAUAAUCCAUGUGCUGUUGCAAUACAUGAAGCUAAAUUAUUAUGGCCAAAUACACCAAUCCAAUGUGUUGUAUCAUUUGGUACUGGUAGAAUACCACCAAAUAUUUAUGAUCCAAAUCGUCCAUCAUCAAAUGAAACACUUUCUUCAACAAGUUGGAAAGAUAAAUUUUCAAAAAUAUUAGCUAGUGCAACUGACACUGAGGGUGUACAUAUUAUGUUAAAUGAUCUUUUGCCAGAUCAUGUUUACUACAGAUUUAAUCCAUAUAUUUCUGAAAUGAUUACAAUGGAAGAAAAAAGAGCUGAAAAAUUAGCACAACUUGAGCAAGAUGCUCGAAUGUAUAUUAGAAAAAAUGAAGAUAAAUUUAUUCAAGCAGCAAUUGCAUUAAAUCAAAAUAAACGUUUAUCACAAAAAAUUUUAGAUUGGAUUGAGGAAAAAAGACAUCUUCAUGGUUUUAAUUAAUAAUUAAUAAUUAAUAAUUUUUAUUACAAUAUUACAGUUGUCUUGUCUUAUUAAAUUUUAUAUUAUAUAUAUUUGACUGUGAUAUCCCAUGAAUUUUGAUUUUUUCACUGUGUGAUUUUGGUUUUUUAUGUUUACGAUAAAUAAAUAUCUGUAUGUGAAAUGUCA
Aphidius gifuensis is the source of this 2532-nucleotide messenger RNA. RefSeq names its product calcium-independent phospholipase A2-gamma-like. The record is from RefSeq and is a predicted model, not a curated record. Gene Ontology annotation, biological process: arachidonate metabolic process. The coding region runs from base 364 to 2367 and encodes 667 amino acids. NCBI's taxonomy places the organism in Eukaryota, Metazoa, Arthropoda, Insecta, Hymenoptera, Braconidae. Gene Ontology annotation, cellular component: membrane. The transcript is spliced from 6 exons.